Opisthorchis viverrini is the source of this 1292-nucleotide messenger RNA. RefSeq lists its product as hypothetical. NCBI's taxonomy places the organism in Eukaryota, Metazoa, Platyhelminthes, Trematoda, Opisthorchiida, Opisthorchiidae. Gene Ontology annotation, biological process: Ras protein signal transduction. Gene Ontology annotation, cellular component: plasma membrane. The record is from RefSeq and is a predicted model, not a curated record. Bases 90 to 977 code for a protein of 295 amino acids. The transcript has 6 exons. Gene Ontology annotation, molecular function: GTP binding; GTPase activity; GDP binding.
UUGAUCUGGUUUAUCUUGCUCAGUACAAGCAGCUGCUCCAAAAAUUCAAUGAAUCACCCUUAAAUCCGGAAAAUCUUUGCGCACAUCUAAUGGGGACGAUGCAAGUUCCAACAGUUUCUGUACGUAUGUGCAUGCUCGGUAGUGGUAGCGUUGGAAAAAGUGCUCUUACUCUGCAGUUCAUGUACGAAGAGUUUGUGGAGGACUACGAACCAACCAAAAGUUCCGCUUACAAAAGAAAAGUGAACAUUGAAGAUAUUUGUGUGGAGGUGGAUAUCACGGAUACAGCAGAAGCAGCACCGUUACAAAGCCGCUCCACUCCUAGUGAACUUCCUGGUCGGUUUAACUUCGUUACUGAUUUAAUUUUCAACAUCUUCCACACAGGACAGGAGGAUUAUGCAGGUAUCAAUGACCCUUUCUACAGAAACAAUGACGGUUUCAUUGUGGUAUUCUCGCUGACCGACAAGGAGUCCCUGAAAGCAGUGCCUUUGAUAUUGGAGAGAAUUGUGCAAUGUAGGGGAGAUGAACAGUCCCCAGUUGUCCUGGUCGGAAACAAGGUGGACUUGGUCGAUGAACGCGCUGUUCCGGCAGAGUCUGCCAUACAGUUAGCUCAGAAGUGGCAGAUUCCCUACCUAGAAACCUCCGCCCGAAAUCGACAUAACUUGGAAGAGGUUCAGCCAUGUAGGGAAGAUCAACGAGGAGCAGCCCGACGAAGAACAGCGAGUCCCCGUACUUCGAGUAAUCGUAUUAUGAGGUGGUCCGGAGGCCUAUAUGAUUUUGAUCCGAGAGCUUGUUCGUCUGAAACUUGCUCAAAGGCAACCGACGGAACAGGUCGCAUCAACGGGGAACAGCUGUUGCGUACUACUUUGAUCAUCGAAACCCCAUUCUAUGCACAACCCAAGUGCGAGGUAUGCAAUCCGUGCCGAGUUUCGUCAAAGAACUUUUUCCAAGCUUCUUGUCCAAAAUACUCACCUCGAUAACAAAAAUGUUUGCAAUGUCGCGAUCUGUUACCUCCUUUUAACUCACCGGCGCUUAAGUGUGGUUACACUUCCUAUUAUUUCAGUCGACUUCGCACAGUGUAACAAUGAAAAUCCUUUGCUAUUUUGUGUUGGUGCAGCUAAGGUUACUAAUCCAGUGACCUGUUCACAGCUGUGCAUGCUUACCUGGGAACACUUUUUCACGCAGAAGUGCAUUCUGCUGCGUGAGAAUGUAUCUACUUUUAAUUUGUGUGCAGUAGAUGCUAACUGAGUAAACUCAUGGGGCACAGACGUGAAUAAACAGUAACGAAGUGCGAA